AUGAGCAUCACAGAAAAUAUGCAGUCCACUGCACUGCCAGCCAAAGUUCCGGCCAAGCAGCUACCGCGCCCAAGCCAUCACCGUAUACGCCGAGGUCAGAAACUCGAUGAAAUCGUCUCCCUCUCCGAGCAGAGACUGAGCUGUUUCGCGUCAGGAUCGUUCGAAAGUAAAAGCAGCACAUCCAAUGCCAACUUUUCACCCACGUCCUCGUCCUCUUCCUCGUCCUCAUCCUUGAGCGCUCCUGGGCCUGCUGCGUCUCUGAGCCACGCUGGCGGCGACAGUCCUUUCCAAUUGCAAGAGUACCUCGCCCUGCUUGUGCGACACGAUCCACACAACGUCGAAGCGAUCACGUCACUACCUACCGAAGCCGAUAUCGACUCUCUGAACGCCGACAAAGGCAAGCGAAAAGACGAGCCCGAGGACGAUGGCUUGUUCCAGAACGUCGACACCGACGUUUGGGUGUACGAGCAGUUGCGUCGUCUCGUUCUCGACCUGUCCACUCCCUGGCUCACAUCUCUUCAACAGGAAUGCGACAAGUACGCUCGACCUCAGACAUGUGCUGCAAUGAAUGCGGGCGACUGGAUGUACCUUUGCGCUUCGCAUGGAGAGGAGAAACAGUGUUGCGCCAUCGACUACAUGGUUCACACGCUCGACGGUGCAACUUCACUGCUCAAUUCAGCACGUCACUUCCCCAGUCGCACCUUCGUUCCCAAAUUGAGUCUCCGUCAUUUCGGCAGCAUUGCACGACGUCUCAGUCGUAUCUUUGUUCAUGCUUGGUGUUACCACAAGGACGUUCUCCUGGCUUGCGAAGCCGAAACUUCGCUCUAUUCUCGCUUCUUGGUCCUCGUCGAGACGUACGAUCUCAUCGCCACAGACAACUUGCCACCACGCCCAGGUCACGGCUCGGAUGCCAAGCACUCGCAACGAGCCAACGCGACUGCAUAUGAAGUUGACGAAGCAGCCGAAUUCUCCCGCGCACCCUCGACGGCUGCGCCGUUCACCUUGAAUGGAACCACCGCGAAAAGGGAAAGAAGCAGCACAACCGCCAUGCGCUCUUCGCUCGCGCAGAGCCUGCAACAGGGACCGUUGUUGCAUACGCAGCCGUCCGGAUUCUCAUCGUCGACAUCGACAUCGACACAGGUGGACGCAGUCGGGCUGGUGCCGCCUCCAGCACCUAGUCCACGGACCACGGCCAUUCUGAGCAGGCCGGAUCACGAGGAAGGUGAUACUGACAUGCCAGCUUGGUCAUCGCUUGCGCGUCAGAGUGCGGAUACUGAACUACGCCCGGAUCACCAGAAUGGGCAGGAUAGCCAGGAUGAUGACGAGGACGACGCGAAUGACAACGAGGAGGAUGGUGAGGACCAAGCUGAGUCGGAUGACCGAACGCAGAAGAUAUCUCAGAAAUCUACGGACGACAAUGAUGCCACCAUAUCUCUGCGUGGCGCGUCGCUGCCGGCUGGUCUCGCAGCUGCUACAGCAACGUCAGACCAAGUAGAGGUGGAAGCAGAUGCAAUAUUGCAUUCGACCCCCCCUGCACAGGUGCAACCGUCUUGA
Messenger RNA from Mycosarcoma maydis (corn smut), 1554 nucleotides. RefSeq lists its product as uncharacterized. The transcript has a single exon. Lineage: Eukaryota; Fungi; Basidiomycota; Ustilaginomycetes; Ustilaginales. The coding region runs from base 1 to 1554 and encodes 517 amino acids. The record is from RefSeq and is a predicted model, not a curated record. Gene Ontology annotation, cellular component: cytoplasm.